CUGCGGUCGUUCACGCUCGAGGCGCCGUACAUUGACGAGGGGUUCCAAAUCCGCAACUACGACUUUGGCGGCGACGCGAUAGUCAACAGCAUGGGCAACAUCCGGCUGACGCCUGACCUUUCCUCGCGGCAGGGCUGGCUGUGGAGCACGACGACGCUUCCCAACGACUACUGGAAGGUGGAGUUUGAUUUCAAGAUUGGCGGCAAGGGCGGCUACCUGUAUGGCGACGGCAUGGGGUUCUUUGUGACGAAGGACCGGGCGACAGCAGGCCCGGUGUUUGGCAACAAGGACUACUUCAACGGGCUUGGCGUGUUCUUCGACACGUACCCGAACGGCAAGCACGAUUUCUCGGUACCGUUCAUCAUGGGGAUGAUUGGAGACGGCAAGACGGCGUACGAUAACGCACAUGACGGCGACGCGAACCGCAAGGGCAUGUGCGAGGCGUACUUCCGCAACCUCAAGGAUUCAUCCAAGGCUCAGGUGACGUACCUGAAGGGCCAGUUCCUGAACGUGCAGAUCCAGCUGCAGCCGCACGACAAGUGGAUCAACUGCUUCACGAUCUCGGGUGUGACGCUGCCGGAGGACUCGUAUCUGGGAUUCUCGGCGCUGACCGGCGAUAUCAGCGACAACCACGAUCUGAUCUCGGUGCGCGCCGAGACCCUGCGU
Molecule: messenger RNA, 666 nt
Organism: Linderina pennispora
Lineage: Eukaryota; Fungi; Kickxellomycota; Kickxellomycetes; Kickxellales; Kickxellaceae
Product: legume-like lectin
Exons: 1
Biological process (GO): Golgi organization; endoplasmic reticulum organization; endoplasmic reticulum to Golgi vesicle-mediated transport
Cellular component (GO): COPII-coated ER to Golgi transport vesicle; endoplasmic reticulum-Golgi intermediate compartment; Golgi membrane
Molecular function (GO): D-mannose binding
Source: RefSeq, a predicted model, not a curated record